This is a messenger RNA of Pleuronectes platessa (European plaice), 1137 nucleotides long. RefSeq names its product G-protein coupled receptor 151. The transcript has a single exon. The record is from RefSeq and is a predicted model, not a curated record. Gene Ontology annotation, cellular component: membrane. Bases 1 to 1137 code for a protein of 378 amino acids. NCBI's taxonomy places the organism in Eukaryota, Metazoa, Chordata, Actinopteri, Pleuronectiformes, Pleuronectidae. Gene Ontology annotation, biological process: G protein-coupled receptor signaling pathway. Gene Ontology annotation, molecular function: G protein-coupled receptor activity.
AUGGAUUCGAAUCGAGCAGCGAACGUCUCCUCUUUUGAUUUCGUUGGAGGAGUGCAACUUCUCCAGGGGGAGGACACCAGAACAGCCGUGCCGGUCCUGCUGAUCGGGAUCUGUGUGUCCGGGGCUGUCGGGAACCUGCUCGUGCUGCUGAUUUUCAUCCGAGACUUCAGGAACGGAAGAGGCUCCGAGGUGAAGGCGCUCCUCGCCUCCUUGGCCUCCACGGACUUGGUGAUCCUGCUGCUGUGCGCCCCGGUGCGCGCCGUCACCUACUACAAGCAGACCUGGACCCUGGGGAGCUUCGUGUGCAGCACCUCCGACUGGUUCCAGCACUCGUGCGUGGUCGCCAAAACUUUAAUCCUCGCGGUCUCCACAAGAGCCAAGCACACGCUGGUCCCCUGCGCCGCCACGGGGGCCCCGCACGGCCCGACGUGGAUCCACGGAGCCCUGGCGUGUAUCUGGAUUGUGGCCAUGAUGGUUCCGAUUCCGCAGAUGCUCUUUGCGUCUUUGCAGCCGUAUGGCCGCGACACCAUCUGUGUCGCCGUAACGCCAGCGUGCGCGUCUGACUUCAUGAGUUUGUUCUAUAAGAUUUACCCAACGGCGACCUUUUUGGUGCCGGUCAUCUUUACGCUUGCCUACUACACCAAGACUCUGCACGCUGCGGUGAACCACGCACCCAGCCCGCGGCAGCAGAGCAAGGUCACCCUGGUUUUACUGUGUCUGAGCAGCGCACUCGGGCUCAUGCUGCUGCCGGAGUUGGGGACAUUCACCUGGACGAGGCUCGGCUACAACAAACCUCCUGUGGGUCUGAUCAUCUUUGCGCAAGUGCUCCUUUACGCAUGCAGCUCCUUCUCUCCGGUGAUCUUAAUGACCAUGUACGACGAUGUGCGCGAAGGAUUGGUCACCAUCUGGUUCGUCGCCACCUGCAGAAACUCCAGGAACAUCCCCAGGAUCAACAGGUGUCCAAAAACGGAGGGGAACGGAGCGGAGUCGGGAGCCAACGCCGUCGCCAACGCGGUCCCCGGGGAGCAGGACAAGACCUUCCCGGACGUGGAGCACUUCUGGACGGGGCGCAGGAAUACGCACGUCGAGGAGGAGCAGGACCCGGUCCCGUGGGAGAGAGAGGAGAAGAUGCUGUAG